This is a messenger RNA of Motacilla alba alba, 907 nucleotides long. Its product is annotated as glutamine amidotransferase-like class 1 domain-containing protein 3A, mitochondrial. The transcript has 4 exons. Bases 129 to 806 code for a protein of 225 amino acids. The record is from RefSeq and is a predicted model, not a curated record. NCBI's taxonomy places the organism in Eukaryota, Metazoa, Chordata, Aves, Passeriformes, Motacillidae.
GACGGCGGCGCAGCCCGGCGGCGCAGGCGCGGCAGGAGGAGGAGGAGGAGAAGGAGCCGGGACAGAGGUGCCAGGCCCGGGCCCGCCGCCUGGCGCAGCUCCUUGCCGGGCCUGAGGGCAAGGCUGCCAUGGGCAAGCGGGUGGCGCUGGUGCUCGCCGGCUGUGGCGUCUUCGAUGGCAGCGAGAUUCACGAGGCGUCGGCGGCGCUGGUGCACCUGAGCCGCGGCGGCGCGGAGGUGAAGAUAUUUGCCCCCAAUAUUGAGCAAAGGGAUGUAAUCAAUCACCUAAAAGGAAGUCCAGCAGAAGAGAAGAGAAAUGUGUUAGUUGAAAGUGCCAGGUUGGCAAGGGGAAACAUUCAGGAUUUGGCUGAACUGAAAGCUAGUGAAUUUGACGCUGUCAUUUUCCCUGGUGGUUUUGGUGUAGCAAAGAAUCUGUGUUCCUGGGCUGUAGAUGGCAAGGACUGUACUGUCAACGAGCACGUGAACUCCACACUCCAGGCCUUCCACAGUGCUAAAAAGCCCAUUGGUUUGUGCUGCAUAUCACCAGUUCUGGCAGCCAAAGUCUUUCCUGGUUGCGAGGUUACAGUUGGGCAGGAUAAAAACGUAGAUGGAAGAUUUCCUGAUGCUGAAACGGCAUCUGCUAUAGCAGAGCUUGGAUGUAAGCACAUUUGCAAAAAUGUAAAUGAAUCCCAUGUGGAUAAAGCCAAUAAAAUAGUUACUACCUGUGCUUUCAUGUGCAAGGCUCCUCUGCAUGAAAUCUUUGAUGGAAUUGGAACAAUGGUACAAGAAGUCCUGAAGCUUGCCUGACUAGACGCAUACAGACUUCUCCAAGGAAAUCAGUGUAGCUAAGCAUAAACAUGUAGCUUCCUUAGAUUGAAUUAAUAAAAUAAUGCAGCUGCUAAACUUCA